UACAGUAUACGACGUGACCGGCCCCACUCGGGAGCCCAGUAGUAAACAUGGCUGAAGGAGACCAGGAUCCUUCCUGUUCAAUUGUCGAGUAUAUGCGUGAUCAUAGUGGCUAUAAAUGUGGUUAUUGCAAGUCCGAGAAUACAAACUUUAGUCAUGGUAUGUGGGCUCAUCGAUUGGCUGUAAAUCAUUAUCAGGACCUGAUUGAUCGUGGUUGGCGUCGUAGUGGAAAAUACUGCUAUAAACCAAUAAUGGAUAAGACUUGUUGUCCUAUGUAUACCAUAAAAUGUGACAUACUGGAAUUCAAGCUAAGCAAAUCCCAGAAAAAAAUUCUCAAGCGUAUUCACCGAUACCUAAGUCAUGGAGAUGUAAAAGAAGAAAGAAGCUUAGGAAAUGACAACUCUGGAAACAUUCAGGGAAACCCAGAAUAUGUAAAACCAAGACUCGAGUCCACCCAAGAUCUCUCUUCAGUCUCGCUCUCGGCAAAUGCUACAAACACGAGAAAAAAUUCAGAACCUUACACACUAGAAACAAAUGAUGGCAGCCUUAACAGUAAAAAGGCAUGUGUAAAUCCCAAGAUGGAGAAAAAUGUUAGUUGCCAUAAGACAAAUCUAGAGAGUUCCAGUCAACACAGCUUCCAAGCUAAGAAAGUAACUAGUACAGGACCAGAUCCCAAUAGACCACCUUGUCGAAAAGCCAAAGAAGUACGCAGGGAACGUAAGGAGGCCAAACUUGCCAAAAUUGCCCAAGAAGCAGUGACCAGAGGUGAAUCUCCAAUGGAUACCAAGAAAUUCAAGCCAUCCAACACACAGAAAACUCUUGAAGAUUAUAUUAAUGAACCGCUUCCUGAGAACCCUGCACAUAAUCUCGAGGUUAAAUUAGUUCGCUCGCAACCAAGCAGUGCUGAAUUUCUUCAAACUUUCAAGAUGGCUCACCAACUGUAUGAAAAGUACCAGGUUAACAUCCAUGGAGACACUCCAAGCAGGUGUUCUGAGCCACAGUAUAAGAGGUUCCUGUGUAAUUCUCCGCUCGAGUUGAAACUAGUGAGAGUAAGUCCUCCGGGAGCAGCAUUCAGAGCCAGCUAUAAUGUCUCGCAUGCUGUCUUCCGCAACUACCAGAUCCACGUUCACCACGACUCCGAAAGCGAGUGUGAUAAGAAGUCUUUCCAAGGCUUCCUGGUUGAUGGGCCCUUCUCGGGAUGGCAUCCACACACCGGCCCUCAACAAGGUUAUGGAUCAUUCCAUCACCAGUAUUGGCUGGAUGGUCGCUUGAUAGCAGUGGGCGUACUGGACAUUCUGCCCCAUUGUGUCUCUUCUGUCUAUCUAUAUUAUGAUCCUGAAUUCUCAUUUUUAUCAUUAGGUACUUAUGCAUCAUUAAGAGAAAUUGCGCUGACACGUGAACUUCAGCGCAGAGUUUUAUCCUUGAAGUCGUAUUACAUGGGUUUCUAUAUUCAUUCCUGCCCCAAGAUGCGCUAUAAAGGCAGAUACAAUCCUUCAUUUCUGCUGUGUCCAGAGACUUAUGAUUGGAUUCCCAUUGAAAGUGCAGUAUCCAAGCUAGAUGUGGCAAAAUACUCGAGAUUAAAUGAUGAUACGUCUGCUAUUGAUGAAAAUGGUCAACUGGAUAUCAAUGAAAUUCAAGUACUAUAUGAACAGGAACCGAUGAGAUAUGGAAGGUAUCGAAUACUCAAUGCAGAUGGUGCUGAUGAUGAUGAGGUCAGAGAAUAUGGAACCCUAGUAGGAGCAAAGUGUGCUAAUUCUAUUUAUUUAUAUCGAAGUUGAUUUUGUUCACAUUAAGAUAUCGGCACUAGGAUUGUUCAGGACAAUUUUUGUCAUAAUUCAUCACGUUGAGCACUUAAUAUUUUCUAGUGCACAUGUCAUUAUAUAUCCAUGACAUAAUCUUUAGAAAUGUGAAUAUUGAGUUGACAUUAAAAAUGUGGCUCUGUAUACAAUGUGAUAAUAAUAAUUGUGUGUGUGUUGUGUGAAGGUGUGUGUAUGUAUAUGUGGAGUGACUAAUUACUAAAGUGUAGUUACAGGAUGAGAGCUACGCUCGGUCUUCUGUCUUCCCGAUAACCUUUCUCAUGUGCUGCUCUGAAACUAAUAUUGGUUUUGACAUCUGCCACUUUCUCAUUAGAAGAUUGUUCCAACCAUCUACAACUUUGUUCACAAGAGAGAACAUUCGUACAUUUUCAGCUCAUUUGUUUUCCUUGGCUUGAAUAUGUGGCCAUUGUUCUUAAUGUUGCUAAUUUAAAAAAUUCCUCAUUGUCAGCCUUGUAAAUUCCUGUUAUGAUAAUAUGCCUCUUUUUUAUUUCCAUUAGUUUUGGCAUAUUUAGUGUCUCAAUAAGACUCCUUAUAUAUCUCUUGUUUAGGUCUGGAAGCCUAAAAAACAAGACCUAUGAGGAGAGACUGGAGGCAGCAGUCCUAUCUGAGCAUCAGCAUGUCAUCUCUUCAGUUCUAGAUAACUAAUUAGGUGUGAGGAUUGUGUCAAGAGUGUGUGUAAUUGCCUAAGUAAAGUUACAGGAUUAGAGCUACGCUCGUGGUGUCCCAUCUUCCCAGUACAUUUUGUCGUAUAAUACUUUGAAACUACUGAAGGUUUUGGCCUACCUCCACCUCACUUAGCUUGUUCUAACCAUCUACCACUCUGCAAAAGAAGACUUUAUAAUAUUUUUUCUGCACGUUUGUUUCCUUUGCUUCAGUCUGUGUCCUCUUGUUCGUAAAGUUGCUGGUUUCAGGUAUUCCUUUUUGUCAAUUUGGCUGAUUCCUGUUAGUAUUUUGUAAAUGAUAAUCAUAUCCCCUCUUUCUUCUAUCAUCUAGCUUUAGCAUUCUUAAUGCUUCUACUCUCUCCUCGUAAUUCUUGUUUUUCAAUUCCGGCGGUGCAUCAUGCAUAGUGUCAGUCACGAUAAAACUACAGUUAGUCCAUCAUGCAGAAAAGCCACUUUUGACAUACUUUUAGUUUGUCAAGUAGCUUGGCCAGUUAUUUAAAAAAAAAAUUUUUUUUUGUCCUUCAAACUCCACUGAGUAAAUUGAGCGCUUUUUAUAAGGUUAAUUUUCAUUAGUAAGUACUGUUCUUAUGUAUACUAUAUAGUUAUGAUUAUUGAUAGGUGGAAUGUAACUACACUGAGCCUACUCUGCUCUAAUUUCUCAUGUCAAAUUGUUUAAAUUAUAGGCAGAUAUUAUAAUAAAUUAUAGAAGAUAUUAAUUUGUGUGAAAA
Messenger RNA from Procambarus clarkii (red swamp crayfish), 3204 nucleotides. It is a transcript of the gene Ate1, whose product is annotated as arginyltransferase 1. The record is from RefSeq and is a predicted model, not a curated record. Gene Ontology annotation, biological process: protein arginylation. Gene Ontology annotation, cellular component: cytoplasm. Lineage: Eukaryota; Metazoa; Arthropoda; Malacostraca; Decapoda; Cambaridae. Gene Ontology annotation, molecular function: arginyl-tRNA--protein transferase activity.